This is a messenger RNA of Hyaena hyaena (striped hyena), 1419 nucleotides long. It is a transcript of the gene ARPIN, whose product is annotated as actin related protein 2/3 complex inhibitor. Gene Ontology annotation, biological process: negative regulation of actin nucleation. Lineage: Eukaryota; Metazoa; Chordata; Mammalia; Carnivora; Hyaenidae. The transcript is spliced from 6 exons. The record is from RefSeq and is a predicted model, not a curated record.
GCGCCGCCUCCGAGCGCCGGGCCUGCGGACGCGGCGGCGUGCGCACCAUGAGCCGCAUCUACCACGACAGCGCCCUCCGGAACAAGGCGGUGCGGAGCGCGCGGCUGCCGGGCGCCUGGGACCCCGCCGCACACCAGGGCGGCAAUGGCGUCCUGCUGGAGGGAGAACUGGUGGACCUAUCUCGGCACAGCAUCUUGGAUGCCCACGGCAGGAAGGAGCGCUACUACGUGCUGUACAUCCGGCCCAGUCGCAUCCAUCGCCGGAAGUUCGACCCCAAGGGAAAUGAAAUCGAGCCUAAUUUCAGUGCCACCAGGAAGGUGAACACGGGCUUCCUCAUGUCAUCCUACAGGGUGGAAGCCGCGGGGGACACGGACAGACUCACGCCCGAGGCGCUCAAGAGCCUGGUACAAAAGCCGGAGCUGCUCGCGCUGACAGAGAGCCUCACCCCCGAUCAGACAGUGGCGUUCUGGAUGCCUGAGUCAGACAUGGAGGCAAUGGAGCUGGAGCUGGGGCUCGGGGUGCGGCUGAAAACUUGAGGCGACGGCCCCUUCCUGGAGUCAUUAGCCAAACUUGAGGCUGGAACGGUGACCAAGUGUAAUUUCGCUGGUGAUGGAAAGACGGGGGCAUCCUGGACGGACAACAUCAUGGCCCAGAAGUCUGCGGAGGGGGCCACAGAGGAGAUCCGAAUGCAGGGGGAUGGCGCAGGGGACGACGAGUGGGAUGACUGAAGUCGCCCCUGGGUCCCACCAGCACUGCUGAGAAUUUUGUCCAUCACUGUCUACCCUGGAGCUCGCCUUACCUGGUUCUUCCCUCCGGCCGCCACGGAACACCCUUUAAAUAAGCGCUGCUGAAACCAAACCAAGACCAAGCCAGGAGCAGUGGGGGCCCCCAUGCCCAUCUCUAGAUAUUUUCAUGGUGGCCCUUGCCCUGAGUGGCAGCCUCGUUUCUAGAGGCAGGCAGUGGAUGGGUCCCCCCAGGGCCGCCGGCAGAACUGAACUUGGUCUUGGCGUGGACGUGGGGACUGUCCCUCAUCUGCAUACAAAGUGGCUCGGGUGUUCCUUCUUCUGUCCUUGUAUGUCUUGCCUUCCUUCUACACCUGCCCUCUUUCCCCAGGGCCCAGUGGUGUAGCCUCUGCUCCUGAGUUCAAACCUCCUUUCCCCUGUGUGCCUUUUUCUUCCCCUAUAGCUGCCCAUUCUUCGUCCCCACUCUGCUUCUCUGCCACACUGGGGGCUCCCAUCUCCUGGCCUCCUUGGCUGCUUUCCUGCGGAUGCUGUUCUCAGGGAGGCCUGGUGUAGUCACAGGUGUGGCUGGCUGAUCCCCACCUUUCAGACCCACUCUGCCAGGCCACAUUUUGAGCCCACCUUGGCCGUUUUCGUACUUUGAGAACUUUUUAUGAAUGAGUAAAUUUCCAGAAAAGGA